Peronospora belbahrii is the source of this 216-nucleotide messenger RNA. The record is from the annotation of a GenBank genome assembly. NCBI's taxonomy places the organism in Eukaryota, Oomycota, Peronosporomycetes, Peronosporales, Peronosporaceae.
AUGUUGCAGCCGGAGAAGAGUAGCGGAUGCGGUGCUAGAGCAGCAUACGAGGAAGGAGAAGCACGAGCUUUUGGUGACCAUCUUGCGCUUAUGUUGUUACUACGAUCCUCGUGGUCAAAUCUCGCAUUAGUGUUUAUUCUGGACAGUUCUUGCAAAGGCAAGUACUCUCCAGCGUCAUUAUUGGCCCAGUUUGCAGCUACAGCAUUUGCGGAGUAG